AUGUUUGCUAAAAUUGUCGUGAUAGGUGCUGUCAUAGUCGCGGCGCAAGCUGGUCUUUUAGGACAUGGACGUGGAGGUUAUGCUCAACCUGGCGUCUCACCCUACGCUGGUGUGCAUGGAGCACCUGGAUAUAAUCUGUAUAGUGCGCCAAUUGGGCAUUCAAGUGCCCUAACCGCACAUGCUACAUCUUUUUCACAAGCGGGCCUCCACGCCAAUCUUCUCGGUCAUGGUACACCUUUGGCUCCAGCUGCACCAAUUGGACAUAAUAUUGAUAUUAGCCGACACCCCUCUGCAUACAUUUCUCAAUUGGGUCACAACGUACCUCUUGCUCACGCCAUAUCAAAAGUUGAUAGAACAGAUGUUUUCCAAGCUAGUCGUAUUGGACAUGUUCGACCCUUUGCUCAUGCGCAAGCCAGUCCUCUAGCGCAUGCAGGUCUAAUAGGCCAUGCUUCUCCCUUGGCACAUGCAACUUCUUUGAAUAACGUAGCUGCCGCUCACGGCCACUCGGCACCCCUUGCCCCAGGCCAUGCUGGCUCUUUUGGUUCCGCUGUUUCACACGUGGAUAGAACCGAUAUUAUUCAAAGUGCUCCUGUUGCUCAUGCUGUUCCCGUCGCUCACACUGGUCCUUUAGCUCAUGCCGGACCCUUAGCCCACGCUGGACCUUUAGCCCACGCUGGUCCUGUAGCACAUGCCGGACUCUUAGCCCACGUCGGACCUUCAGCCCACGCUGGUCCUUUAGCUCAUGCCGGACCCUUAGCCCACGCUGGACCUUUAGCCCACGCUGGACCUUUAGCCCACGCUGGGCCUUUCGCUCAUGCCGGAUCCUUAGCCCACGCUAGUCCUUUAGCCUAUGCUGGUCCUUUAGCCCAGGCUAGUCCUUUAGCCCACGCUGGUCAUUUAGCCCAAGCUGCUCCUUUAGCCCUCGCUAGUUCUCUAACCCACGCUGGUCAUGUAGCCAACGUUGGUCAUUUAGCCCACUCUGGUCCUAUAGCCCAUGCUGGUCCCAUAGCUCAUCCUGCUGCUUUAGCCCACGUUGGUCCCUCGUUCCAUAACGUUCACUCUUCAUUAAAUCCUAUUGCUCCUCUGGGCCAUGCUCUCGGAAACCUCGGAAAUUAUGGAUACGCCAGUCAAUACGCUAGAGCUCAAGAUUACUUUUCAUACCCGAAAUACGAGUACACGUACUCCGUUGAAGAUCCACACACUGGAGACCACAAGGCCCAGCAUGAAAGCCGGGAUGGUGAUGUUGUCAAGGGAGAAUACUCGCUGCUGCAACCUGAUGGCUCGUACAGAAAAGUAUCAUACGCCGCUGAUGACCACCAUGGUUUCAAUGCAGUCGUGCACAACUCAGGACCAAGUCAUCAUGUCUACUCUUCGCAACACCAUCAUUAAAGAGCAAAUCUCAUUAGCUAAUGAAAUGUUAUGCCUUAUCGUUUUCGCUGUGAUCAAACCGAAUGUACAAAUACGAAAUAAGACUAUAA
This is a messenger RNA of Zerene cesonia (dogface butterfly), 1478 nucleotides long. RefSeq names its product sialidase-like. Bases 1 to 1389 code for a protein of 462 amino acids. NCBI's taxonomy places the organism in Eukaryota, Metazoa, Arthropoda, Insecta, Lepidoptera, Pieridae. The record is from RefSeq and is a predicted model, not a curated record. The transcript has 4 exons. Gene Ontology annotation, cellular component: extracellular matrix.